Branchiostoma belcheri (Belcher's lancelet) is the source of this 5008-nucleotide messenger RNA. Its product is annotated as E3 ubiquitin-protein ligase Rnf220-like. Gene Ontology annotation, molecular function: ubiquitin protein ligase activity; metal ion binding. The record is from RefSeq and is a predicted model, not a curated record. The coding region runs from base 860 to 2854 and encodes 664 amino acids. NCBI's taxonomy places the organism in Eukaryota, Metazoa, Chordata, Leptocardii, Amphioxiformes, Branchiostomatidae. Gene Ontology annotation, biological process: protein ubiquitination. The transcript is spliced from 16 exons.
GACUUGUGUUUGUGACUUGUUGUUUGUGUUUACCAGUUUACGCCCACAAUUCCCCGCGCGGGAUUGUCCCCUCCCAACCGCAAACCCAGAACGAGGCUCCGAGCGGAAAGUCUCAACUUCAGAGUUUGGAGCUGUUUUUUUGAACGAUCGGAAGAACGCGACUGUCCCGUGCAAGAAAGCAGCAACUUUCCAAGAAGGUAAAUCUGUAUAAAACUUUUCUCCGUUAGCUUAGGGCUCGGCGGUGCUGUUGAUUCACUCACAGCUGUCGUAGCGAGCGUGGCUGAGUUCGCAGGCGACCCCGGAAGUGUACGGAUCGAUUGUUUACAUUGGAAGUAGACUCUGGCGACCUCGGGGUUUAGUUCAGUUCUCAGGAGUGCGAUCCCGAACUAUCCAUCACCAUCGGGGCAGAUUUUACCUCCGAUUUGGCGUCGUACUUCUUGUUUAAACGCACCCGGCUUCCUACCAGCUUCCUCUGACCGUAUUUCGUCCCGGCCAUGCGUAGAUCGCGCGAUAAUCCGGACCUAAGGCGCGCGUAAAGCCCGGGAGAGUGAGUAGCCGGAGUGAGUGUACGUACGUAGUGGGGCCCGACUUGACAAUGAGUUUUCACACGUGAGCUGGCCGGGACGCGAUGCGGGGCGGCCACUUCCAGCGGCAGGCUCACCAACUCCACACAACUCCCACCGGACACUGCACGAUCGGCAGGGUUUGAUACUCCAGCCUCCAGGAGACCUGGGUACCAGCCUUGAGACUGAUUGGCUGUGCUGAUUGUCUGCUCAGUUCUUAGAGGUUGUCAGCUGGUAUUAGUGCUGCAUUCUGCUCCAGACUUGUUGCCUGCAGGCCAGGACUGCAGCAGGCAGGCAUGGAGAACCCCAGCUUCAUCCCCACCCAGCUCACGACCCCUGCCCUCAUGGUGCUGGCGUCCACCGCCGAGGCGGCCAGAGACACGUCCAGCCUCCCUCCGCAGCAGACGGGCGGCUUCACGCCGCAGGGCACACCUGGGCUGGACAAGGAAGGACACGUGCCUUUCUCCACCGCGUCCUUCUCUCUCCCCACCAUGUACCCUCGCCAGGCAGGGGCAGACGGGUCCUUCCCCAACCGAGAGUUCAUCCCCUCCGUGCUGCAUCUUCACCCGCACUUCGCGGGAACCCACCUGGAGAGGAGCGGGCUCGCCAUGCUGAACUCCACGGGAAGCGGGGCCUUCCGUCCCUUCAGCAUCAGCGAGGACAGGGACGGCAUGUACCAGUCGGCGUUCACGCCGGCCAAGAGACUCAAAAGUAGUCAAGAAAGUGACUUGGUAGCACGAUUUCGGGAGGGCGAGCACGGGAGCUCGCCACGAGAACUGUCGGAGAACCACCGCUCUCCGGCCUCGUUGGUGAAACACGAGCAGGGAGAAGACGGUCUGCACCGAGGAUCUCCCAGCAGCUCGGCCUUCAGCAUCCAUCCCGGGGGCAAGCUGGACCGAGACACCAUCAGCCCUGCGUCUUCAGAAGAGGGUCGUACGUUGAGAACAAGCCUAACCCCUGACGGUCGAUGGCUCGGACUCUCCCCAGGAAAGAGGAAGCCUGUGCUGUUAGACGGGCAGACGCCAUGUUGUCCCGUGUGCGGGGUGACACUGCGACCCGGAGCCGAGAUGAAGGCCCACUUCGAGCAGGAGCUGGAAAAACUGAGCAAGAUUGGGAAGAAUGGGAAGAAGACGAAUAAAGAUGCUGCUUCACAAUCCAAAAAGUUUACCUCUCUGUUCUACCACAGGCCAUGGAAGCUGGCCUCUGUGUUUGAGAGCAUUCCCAGUCCCUCCACCUCGACCUUCCCCUCACCGCCAACACCCUCGGGUAGUCGCGUCAAGACCUCUCCCCCUCCCGACAACCCUACCAUGUGUCGUUAUGAGGUAGGUAUACCCCAGGAAGGCAGAAGAAGUGCUGCAUUCAAGAAUUUCCAGAGAGUGAAGAUGAACAGACAACAAAGAUUGAAUGUCUCUGCCUCCGCAGCCCGGCUAGGGAAGGCCGCCAAGAAGAAGCGUAACCUGGAGGAAGCCACCAGCUCCGACGAGCUCCCAUCAUGCCCCAUCUGCAGCGUGAAGCUGGGGGGAACUCCUGAGGAGAUGAACGGACACGUGGAGGCCUGUCUGAAAAAGAGCCAAAGAGACAGUGAGACAGAGCCUGUAGAUGUGGAAGGGGAGAUUGAGGAGUUUGAGGAGUACACCUGGGCGGGGCAGACUCGUGUCCGUGCAACCUCCAUGCUUCAGGGCCAGUUUGAAGCCCAAGGGUUCCAGGUGGUGCGGAGUAAGAAGGAGAAUGACAGUGAUCAGGACCUGAAUGUGGAUGGGGAUGAUGCAGAGGAGUAUGGGAAACCCCAAUAUCGUGAGAGAGACAUCAUUCCCUGCACCUCCGAUGAACCUGCAGAGAACAAGGAGAGAGAAGCUCUCAGAGAAGCAGUGCUAGGAAGAGAGAAUACCGACGAUGCCUCCCAGCCAGGAGACAGAUCCAGAUGGGCUAAUGAAGAAGGUGAUCCAACCUCAACUAAUGGCCCAACAACAGACUCUGUAGGAGAUACCACUACAGACACAGGGGGCACCAAAUCUAGGGAGCCUGUAGCGUCGACCAGCCGCGGCCCGGUCAGUGAUAAGGUGGUGGAGGCACUGAAGGCCAAGAUCCGGGAACAGGAGCAACUCCUCAGCAAGAAGGACCGCAUCAAGUGUCUCAUUUGCAUGGAGCCCUACACUAUUCCUCUAGUGUCCAUCAACUGCUGGCAUGUACACUGCGAAGAGUGCUGGCUAAGAACUCUGGGUGCAAAGAAACUGUGUCCCCAGUGUAACAUGAUCACAGCAGCAGCAGACUUACGGCGCAUCUACCUCUGACAACCAAAACAUUUACAAAGGAAGAGAAGACUCGAUUCCCUGCUACAGUCCUUCUAAAAUCACCCAGCACAAACAGGAGUGGACAAGAACUCCAGUUCAACUUCAACUGUACUAUUUUUAAUCACGCAAAUGCUGUAAAUUUGAUUGCAACUCACCGGAGGAAGAAAUGACCAAUGCUACAAGGAAAUGCUUCGAGAUCGUUCAAACAAUUCAACCGACAGAAUCAUGGCUUGAUGUCCCCCGCUAUUUGUAUAUCAGUGAAACUGGACAAUCAAAGUUUGGUGCUGGUUUGUUAUUGUGAAGUGGCUGUGGAUGUUGACUGGUAAAAAUUAUUAUGAAUAUUAUAUCAUGUUGCAUCGAAAAAUAUGAGAAAAACAACAACAAUACAUCACAAGCUAUAAUUGUUACACAUUCUUUCAGGCCAAAUUCUCUUCAGGGUUCCAGAGUUGUCAAAGGAUAUAUUAUAUAUAUAUAUGUGUAUGAGCAUGUGUGUGUAUACUGUGUAUAUAAUGUAUGCAGAUGCCUUAAAAAACCUAGUUGAUAGUUUGUUGCCAGUGUAUAAGCCAGUUGUUGUAGGUGUUAGUGAGUGUAGCUGUAGGUGUUAAUGUUUCGUCUUAGGUGUAUCUGCACACCUGCAUAAGCACAAAUAAGGGAAGUGCUGUAAUAUAUGAAAUUGUAACCAUGUACUUCUGAAACCCCCCUUUUCUACAAUGUAGUAAUCUGAACUUUGUGCCACAGCAUGAGAUGUUGGACUGAUCCAUUGUUUAAGGUGGUUGACAAAGAAAUGCUGCCACAGGCAGAUACAAGCUUUGUUUUCAAAUUGUAAUGAAAAGAAGGGUGGAAGGAUGUGGGGAGGUACAUGUAGACGUGUAUGAAAACUUAGUAAUAAAAGUUCAGCACAAGAAUGUGUGACUUAAACCAAGAAACAAUGACAGAAAAAAGAACUGCAUGUGCUGAUGAAUACAAAAAUUGCACUAAUAUUUUCACACGCAUCCUCCUUAAACGCACCCAAAAUCCUGGUCCACAAAUAUAGAUGUACAGAAAAAGGAUUACCCAUUUAAAGGGUCUACAGUUUGACUUGUGUUGUAAAAGCUCUAUACUGUAUAUGAUAAAAAGUCUGGUAAAACAGUUUCUGUUCAAACCCUUUUGGCAGUGUGUGUGGAAUAUGUAAUGUAAGUACAGUGUUAAAAAGUACCACGGUUGCAAGGUUUGUACUUAAUUCUAUCAAGGGCAAAGAAAAGAACUAACUACCAACAUACCCAGGUUAUUGAAUCCUGGAGUAGGUGAAAUAAGUAUUUUUUUCUCUUGUUUGUUACUAUAAUUCAACCGUGGAUGACUGUUUGUUAGAGAUGUGCAAAUGUUAUGUUUAUUUAGUAGUUCAGAUGAAUCAAGUUUCUUACGACUAUGAACACUGAGUUGUUUACAAGUAGUUUGUUUAGCCUUCAUGACUGAAAUUAUCUUGAAGAAAUUAAAACAUUUGUCACUUUAAGUAUUGACAGUCAUGUUUUCAAAUUCAAGGGAAACAUUUUAAAAGCAGCCCACAUUUCAACUUAAUACGUUUUGAGAGAUUGAGUCUAUACUAGUUAAAUGUUUUUGACAAUGCCUAAGGGGUGGAGCCUUUUUUUCUGUAAAUCUAGGAAAGCAUUUAUUUGUGACAUUCAAUAUUUGAAGUGACCGAUGUACUCAAAUCUUUUUGAUCACUCCCUGACAACGUGCACUUCUGCACUGAAGAAAAUGCUGGAAGAAAAAGCCAUGUGCAGGUUAUUUUUGCAAGGAGCUGAUCUUUCUAAACAUCAUACCUUGUUUAUUACAAAGAAAAGAGGUGACAAAAUCAUCAGUACACACUAAUUUGUAGAAAUCACUACAUUUCAUUCUGUGCAAAAAUAGAAUAUUAUAUUUCAUUUUAGUAACUUAACAUGAUGAUAGAAGAUAACUUCACUAUAAAGUUGUGAUUUUACAAAUUCACAAUGUCACAUUUUGACCACCACUGCAAAGUUCCACGUUGAUUGAAAUAUUUACACAUUGGAACUCUUAACCAGUGCAGACAAGAAGCUUCAAUCAAUACAAAUAUAUGGGUCUAGGAUUCAAAUUAUGUUGAAGGAAAAACAGAAAUAUCUAACUUUUCAAGGGAAAAUGAUCCUUGAUACUUGGGCC